This is a messenger RNA of Parastagonospora nodorum SN15, 1214 nucleotides long. RefSeq lists its product as hypothetical. The transcript has 3 exons. NCBI's taxonomy places the organism in Eukaryota, Fungi, Ascomycota, Dothideomycetes, Pleosporales, Phaeosphaeriaceae. The coding region runs from base 1 to 999 and encodes 332 amino acids. The record is from RefSeq and is a predicted model, not a curated record. Gene Ontology annotation, cellular component: endoplasmic reticulum membrane. Gene Ontology annotation, biological process: protein folding.
AUGGGCUUCGGCGACUUUUCGACGAUAUGCACCAAGGCGGCGAUUCCUCUGUGCGCGCUGGUGGGCGAGCAGCAGAUCAACGGUGGCGCGGGCAUACAAACAAACUGCUACUCGAGGACGAUUGAGAUCGCGAACACGCUCAUCUUCCAGUGCGCGAACGACUUCAUGCACAUUCUGGCCAUGGUCAUGACUGUGAUUAUGAUUAUCCACGUGCGCUCAAAGUUCACUGCUGUCGGCCGCAAAGAGAUCACAUCCGUCUUCUACAUCUACCUCCUCCUGACCAUCAUAUCGCUCAUCCUCGACGCCGGUGUCACUGCACCCGGCUCCGCUCCGUACCCGUACUUUGCCGCCGUACAGAAUGGCCUCGUCUCCGCUCUCUGCACCUGCUUGCUGAUCAACGGCUUCGUCGGUUUCCAGCUGUAUGAGGAUGGAACAACGCUCUCGGUCUGGCUACUGCGACUCUGCUCCCUCGCCAUGUUCGUAGUCAGCGGUGCUGUCUCGCUUUUGACCUUCAAGAACUGGGCAGGACUGAGCUCCAAGAACCCCAUCGGCAUCAUGAUCGUCACCUAUAUCGUAAACGCCAUCUUCCUCUUCGUCUACGUUGUCAGCCAGAUCAUUCUGGUUGUCGGCACACUCGAGGACCGCUGGCCGCUUGGCGACAUCUCGUUCGGUGUCUUCUUCUUCGUCAUCGGCCAGGUCAUCCUCUAUGUCUUCAGCGAUACCAUCUGUGAUAACGUCCAGCACUACAUUGAUGGUCUCUUCUUUGCUACCAUCUGCAAUUUGCUGGCAGUCAUGAUGGUCUACAAGUACUGGGAUUCAAUCACCCGCGAAGAUCUCGAGUUUUCAGUCGGUGUCAAGCAGCACAACUGGGAAGUCAAGGAACUUUUGCCAGACGAGGAUAAGCGUGGCACCGUCUACCAAGACUCUGACUACACGCCUUCGCUAUACCAGCAACAGUACAACGGACGCCAUUCACACUACUCCAACCUCGGUCACUAGAGCUACGUUGGACAUCACAUUCUGUUUUUGCAUGCUUUGUUGUUUGUAACUUGAUCUGACGGCAUGAUAUGGAGUUGCGGCGUAUAUCGACGAUGGCGUUCGACCAAGGCCUGUUGCAUCUGGCCUUUGAUCCAGAUGACUCGACUUUAGGCAUUGGCUUAAUCGGAGCAUUGUUCGGCGCAACAUGUUCUUGCGUUCCACGGACACCAAAACCC